Molecule: messenger RNA, 1839 nt
Organism: Venustampulla echinocandica
Lineage: Eukaryota; Fungi; Ascomycota; Leotiomycetes; Helotiales; Pleuroascaceae
Exons: 6
Coding region: 1-1839 (612 amino acids)
Source: RefSeq, a predicted model, not a curated record
AUGUCUCAAUCGGGACAAGCGAGGGAAGACUUGAACUGGCUUCAUGCCGGUGUCUACAACGAUCCGCAAGGGAACAAGCAACAAAUAUACUACGCAUUUGAAAGCAGACCAGUGAAAACUGUGACGUAUCAAACCAACCCGUUUCGAAUCGUGUACGCUGCGGACAACACGGGUACCAUGCUUGGGAAUCGGAACGUGGGCCAGAUUAAGCGAAAUCUCAUCACCUGGGAUGAGCAUUUACAAGAGGAUUGGGGUCAAUACCUUAGGUCAGACGGAGGAUGGCAGUACGGAUAUACCACUAGGGGCAGAAUACAACAACGGAAGACCCUGCUGGAGAAGUUCAAUGACGCCGACUUCGACGAUCCAUUUCCCGAUGGAAACCAGUUUUUGAACAUAGGUCCAUCUAUCAAUGCCAUCCAUGCCCCUGGCGACGAUGCCGACAAUAGAGAGGAAGAGCAAGAAACACCCGAGGCUAGGUUCCCAGUUCGAGGGCCCACUUAUCCAAAUACGCAGAUUCCUCAAGACUUUACUCAUAUCAAGGUUAGUGCGUACCGAGAAUGGAAGUUAUCAUCUUUGCGGGUGGUCAAAGAUUUCCUAAAUGGUAAGAUGGCCGCAAAGCGGGGAUCCAACUUUCCCAGAUAUGAAGAUCUGCAAGUAGAUAGAGUCGAGUCUGCAUUUUACGACUUGGGCUGGCGGGUUGACCGAAGAGCGGUAUGGAGCGCUAAUAGAGAGGUCGGACAUAAUCUAGUUAGGCGUGCCAUCGAUUCGCAGGCUUGGAAGAACAAUCCGCCGUUGAGAUAUGAUUUAUAUAAGGGGGAGGAAGUUGAGCGGCUGAUGAACGAUUUAAAGAGGAGGGAAGAUGGUAUCAGUGAUGAAGAGGACGAUGAGUCUGAUGGUGACAACUAUGGUGGAGGUGGAGGUGGUGGUGGAGCACCCGGUGAUGGAGACGAGUCGGACGAAUUCAGUGAUGGGGGGGAUGAUGAUGGAAACCCCCUAUUCGUCUCAGAUAAUAGACCAAGAAAGCGCCAUGGAGGGAAAUCUAAAAAUGCACAGAAAAAGGGAAAGGCCGUUUCUAGGAAAGGCAAAAAAGACAAAAAGCGCGAGAAAAGAAAGAAGGGAAGGGGAGAGAGGGCGAGAAAGAAAGUGAAGCAAGCCAAGAAAACCAAUGUGGAUCAUAUAUUAGAUGACAAUUCGGAAGCAGACAUUGAUGGUGCAGAGCCAGGCCCCUCACGCGAACAGAGAGCAGUUUCAGAGGGAUUUAAUCAAGCUGAUAACCUUCACCAUGGCUCAAAUGGUACAAAAAGGAUGCCGAUUACCAUAGAUGAUGAUUCUGAUAUGGAUGUGGACUAUGAUCAGAUUCAGCUUGAAGACCUCUAUGAUGACAUGGAUGAGAAUGGACCUGACGAUGUAGAUGAUGAGGGUGGACUUGGCGAGGCGGACUCCAAUCCACCUCAAAACCCAGCAACAAGCUUUGCAGGUCUUCUAGGGCUCCGAGAAAUGCACCUUCAACAUUCUAACACGCCGCUGAUUAAGCCAUCAUCAUCGCAUGCCGAAAGCGUUAGGGCAUCUCCAGCUCCAUCUCUAGACCAAAUGCCAGUUCCAGCUGAGAUUGGGACACCGAUCAAUUCCGGACCAGCAAAUCUAUCAAAAAGAUCGGCUUCAGAAACAUUUAAUGAGCCUAUUGACGAGGUUGAGCCGAGCUCAAAGAGAGCAAGGUCGGAGGAACCCAAGCCCCCGAUCAAACACGAAGUACCAGCCGAUAUCGAUAUCGAUCUGGAUGCCGACCGAGAGCCUCUGCAUGGAACUGGCAUCAACAGUGACCCGUUCAUCAUCGAGUAG